GACAAGAUAAAGAUCAGAUUUCAAAAUUCAAACAAACACCGCUGAGCCAACAGAAGGGGGGCCUUUCCCAGCAGUGCAAAGAUCCCAACAAGAGCGGUUGAUCGCAGACACCCCAUGGGCAUGAAGAAGGAUUUUGCAGCGAUGAGGUUUGGCCUCUUCUUCUUCGCCUUUUGCCACGGGGUGCACAGCGACGUCCUUCAGCUGGAGAGAACGUAUGGGAGGUUUGCAUCUCCCGACUUUCCAAACGUAUACCCCAACGGCAAGGAGAGGACAUGGAACAUUACCGUGCCCAGCGGAUACACCAUCCGGAUCUACUUCACCCACUUCAACGUGGAGCUGUCCUACUUAUGUGAAUACGACUACGUGAAAUUGCAUUCAGGGGGGAAAGUCUUGGCCACCCUGUGUGGACAUCAGAGCACCGACACCGAGGAAGCUCCAGGAGACAAGACGUACCACUCGGUGGACAACAACCUCGCCGUGACCUUCAGGUCGGACUACUCCAAUGAGAAGGAGUUCACCGGCUUUGAGGCCUUCUAUGCUGCUGAAGACAUUGACGAGUGCAAACAGGAACCCGACGCUGAACCAAUCUGUGACCACCGUUGCCACAACUACCUGGGCGGCUUUUACUGCAGCUGCCAAAUCGGCUACCGGCUCCAUCGAGACAAAAAAAACUGCACAGCGUGAAAUCAAUAAAUGCGCUUCUGCACGACUUAGGCCGAGACAGAGCUAGAUGCGCCCGGCGUUCCUUCCCGAACCGCCCACAGCUUCGCACCACAGUCCUACAGAGCGCUAUGCUCAAUCAGUGACUAGCGUGGGUCUUUUCUAUUUCCCUCCGGCCUAGGUCUGCCUCCUACGGUUAAUAAAAUGGCUUUCUCUUUGCCUUCCAAGCUCUUUGCAAACCUGCUUCGCUUUGCAACGCCCUCCCCCGAGCCCCGGGAGAAACAUGUAUUGCCAAUAAAAGGCAAAGGGCUGAUGAGAGGAACCGUACAGUCGUAGAACGACAGGCUGGAAUGGUCCAGCAGAAUUCACAGGAUCCUGCCUACCAGUGUCAUCCCAGAGGGGGGGAAUCGCGUUUGUUUACCGUCGCUUCUCCGCCCAUGCGUUCGUCCCUCAUUACUUCCUCUUUCGAAAGAGGAAGUAAACAACGCGCACACGGCCCAUUCAGGGGGCCAUUUUGAUUGCGUUGCUUUUCCUGCACACGGCAGAAGAUAGUGGCAACUCCCAUCUCAAAAAAAUACAUCAGACUUACUGGGGUGUGUUUUUGUAACGCAAAGAAGGCUAGAAGUGAGCUUCCAUGGCCAAGUGAGGACUAGAACCCAGAUGUCCCAACUCCCAGUCCAACACUCCAGCUGCUGCACCUGAUCCUGCAUCUCAGUUCACUCUUAAAAACCAAAGCAACGUCAGUUCGCUUCCCUUUGACUUCGACUCCUAGUUCCUGCUUCGCUUCGCUCUUCCAGUUGCUCAGCAAUGUAAUUUACAGCCCGCUGUUAAUUCCAGACCUAAUGAUCCGGCCAUCAUGAGUUCACAAGUUGAGAGGGGCUCAUUUCUCAGAGUUCAGGUCUCUUGUGGGCAGUGCCCGUGUAUCUGUAAUAAAAAUAAAGACCAAAGUAUAAUUGAACGCUCUCCCGGCGGCCCUAAAGCUCAGUUGGAGUUUAUGGCCAAGCACCACAUGAAAAAUUGUCCCAUUUCUCUUGCGCAAGCCUUUUUUUUUUCUCUUUUCUUUUUUAAAUGAUUUUAUAGAUUUUUUGCACUUACGGAUCUGCGGGGGGAAAAUACAGCCCUUAAUAAAGGCAGAUCCCUGUGGUCACAUAUAAAGAGAUAUAAAAUGUAAAAGAAGAACUAAUUCUGAAAUGCUCCACUGUCAUGACCACGACUGUCUGUUCUCACAACUUAAUAGCCCCUGUGCACUUUUUCCUCUUCGCCCCAUCAAUUGCUACAUAAAAUGCUCUGGAGAACAUGGGCUGCAUAAGUGUCACAGACACAUAUUAGAUACUAUCAGUGAUACCACGGGCGCUGAUUGGAUAAUGCCUGUGACGCCAUGGGUACUGAUUGGAUAAGGCCCGUGACACCUCAGGCACUGAUUGGAUAAUGCCUGUGACGCCACGGGUACUGAUUGAAUAAGGCCCGUGACACCUCGGGCACUGAUUGGAUAAUGCCUGUGACGCCACGGGUACUGAUUGGAUAAUGCCCGUGACGCCACGGGUACUGAUUGGACAAUGCCUGUGAUGCCACAGGCACUGAUUGACACAACUCGAUUCCCAUGCCUGUGCUAUGGUGUGAACUUUUACCAAACAUUUAUUUCCUUUGUGGCUUGAAAACCCCACAAUUUUACGACACAAUUCUCUUGCACUAAACCCCUGAAGUGCCAAAGUUCUCAUGUAGCUUUGUAGGAAAAAUGCAAAUGUGAUGAACACCAGCAGGGUUGCUCCCUUCCCUGCGAUAUCCAACGAUGGGCCUUGACGUUUUGUGACUGUUUUCCCUACGUUCUGCUCAAAUCUGGUCUUCUAGCCAUGGUACAGCUAGGUAAUUUUAAACCAGUGUUGGGGACACA
Messenger RNA from Elgaria multicarinata webbii, 2551 nucleotides. RefSeq names its product MBL associated serine protease 2 (gene MASP2). Gene Ontology annotation, biological process: complement activation; proteolysis. Gene Ontology annotation, cellular component: extracellular region. The transcript has 5 exons. The record is from RefSeq and is a predicted model, not a curated record. Lineage: Eukaryota; Metazoa; Chordata; Lepidosauria; Squamata; Anguidae. Bases 115 to 684 code for a protein of 189 amino acids. Gene Ontology annotation, molecular function: calcium ion binding; serine-type endopeptidase activity.